AUGUCAAAGGUGGCUGCCCAAAGACGAUCAGUGGCGAAAGGAAAGGGUUCAAAAGCGACAGCAGCAAGAACCAUCAGCAUUUCUCCCAUGGAAGCGACUGCGAAUGCGAUCGUAACUCCUGUAUCGAAGACACCAGCGGAGCGAGGAAAGGCAAAAUCAUCAAAGUCUAAUGCGCGCCGUACUUUGUUCCCAGCUAGUGCACCAGCUGAUUCUUCGGCCGUUUUGGUGUCCCCUCAACCAAAGAAGGGAACCAUUGGUGGUGAGGAUGAUGACACUGAGUUUGCCAUAAUGCAACGAAAGAGGAAAUCGACAAUCACUGCACGACCUCCGGCAAAGCGAAGACUCAUUUUUGGAAAACUCGUCAGUAUACCAGAGCCCUUGCCCAACGUCCGACAAGUGUACAAGAUUGUGAACAAGCUCACGGGAAGCCUUGGUGGAAAUGGCUAUAGUGGACCCAUAUAUGGUGAAUUGACAAUGGGAUCUAUGCAAAAGAUGAUCGAUCUCAUGAUGGAGCACACGCAUUUGAAUGAGCACAGCCGUUUCAUUGAUGUCGGAUCUGGUAUUGGCAAACCUAAUCUUCAUGUGUCGCAAUAUCCAGGUGUCGAGUUCUCAUGCGGUGUUGAAAUGGAACAUACUCGAUGGAGCUUGGGAAUGACAUGUCUCAAAGCCAUCUUGGAUGAAGCCCAAACGCAACAGCAACAAAACAUAACAGCUGACAAGUCCAUUCGAGGGGGGAACUGCAUGUUUUUGCACCAUAACAUCUUGGAAGCCAAAACUUUUGAUCCAUUCACCCAUGUUUACAUGUUUAGUAUCGGAUUUCCUCCGCCUCUUUGGACAAGACUUUCUGAAAUGUGGAAUAAGAGCGGUCGCUCGGCAUCACCAGCAGAGCCGGAAGGUACCCAAAAUUGCGAAUACUUGAUUUGCUAUCACGGUCCCAAAGCGAUCAUUGAAGAUUACGAAUUUGAUGUUGAACUGAUGGCACAAAUGCCUACUUCCAUGCAUGGUUCGAAAGAGGGUCACAUGGGAUACAUCUACAAACGAAUGACCAAAUCCUCUGCAGGCAAGGGGAAGAACUCGAAAGACAGUGGCGAGAAACAAAAGGCUUCGUCGAGAAGGGCAAUCAAAUGCGACCCACUCUUUCAACAUUCGUUUCACCUGGUCCAACAAGGACUGAAUCCUUUGCACGAACAUGUUUCCCAACAGUUGGAAGAGACUUUAGGCGGUGGGCGAAGAACUCGACGAUCUACAAAGCGGGUCUUAACUCGGGCAUCAGGUUAUGAAUGA
This is a messenger RNA of Cylindrotheca closterium, 1284 nucleotides long. The record is from the annotation of a GenBank genome assembly. Lineage: Eukaryota; Bacillariophyta; Bacillariophyceae; Bacillariales; Bacillariaceae.